Molecule: messenger RNA, 4625 nt
Organism: Bemisia tabaci
Lineage: Eukaryota; Metazoa; Arthropoda; Insecta; Hemiptera; Aleyrodidae
Source: RefSeq, a predicted model, not a curated record
GCCACUCCGCUUUUCCUUCGCACCUCCCGAGUCGAGUUUCCGCCGUGGCCAGUGCCUCAACCCAAAAUGUGCCGUUCCCGUUGAGACCCCGCACUCGGAGUUUCCAGCCGUCAAGACCCAUCCGACGCCACCAUGGACCUCGCCAGCGCAGGCUACCUGACGAGUCCAACGCGGCUCAGGUUUUACCGCUCCAUCUCGGACUCGGUGUCGUCGGUGUCCAUGUCGUGCGACAAGAAAAAAUCAAUAGAUAAAGCAUUUAAAGAGACGCUCAUCAAAAAUGUGAAAAAGGAGGUGAAACAGAUGAUGGAAGAGGCUGUAACAAAGAAGUACGUUCAUGAAGAAAGUAGUUCCAUUACCUCAUUAUGUGGCCGUCCUCCUCUAGUGGUGAAAGCACCAACCGGUCUUCCUUAAUUUUAUCCAACAGUAUUAGCGUGACGAAACCACCGCUUCAAAAGAAGAACUCUGCGAACAGUGGUUUGUCGUCACAACCUCCCAGGUACCUCUGGAUCCGCCUCGCUUUAUUUGACAAAGUUUUAGCACGUAUCAUCGACCAUCUAGUUCAAAAUAGCAGUAAAUAUUACGAGAAAGACUCACUGAUUGCGGAUGAAGACUAUGGAUCAAUUCUAAGUUCUCUUUUAGUUGGACCCUGUGCUCUUGACUUCUCCAGAACGAAAACGCAAGACCACAUGUGGACCGACCCGCCAGCCGAUGAAUUAGUACAACGACAUAGGAUUUCUAGUGGUCAUUCUACACUGCCAGCAUGUAGAACGCCUCAUUUAAAUUAUCGGCGCAGUUUGCAUGCUGUCAAUUCUGAGGAGAAUCAUAGACAAAUUCCUAUUUCCGCCAAGGACUAUGUAGAGUCACUCCAUCAAAAUAGCCGAGCGACAUUGCUUUACGGGAAAAAUAAUGUCUUGGUUUCUCCGAAGGAUAUGAAUGAGCCCAUGCCAGGCUACUUAUCACUUCACCAGACGGCGCACUCAUUAACAAUAAAAUGGACUCCGAAUCAACUAAUGAACGGCUACUCAGAGUCAGACGGCACGGAUAAAAGCAUCUAUUGGGAAUAUGCACUGAAUGUAAGAGUAGAUGAUAUAGUUUACGUCCAUUGUCACCAACAUGGCGGCGAUAAUGGUGGUACGAUAGUGUUGGUUGGACAAGACGGCGUCCAGCGACCGCCGAUCCACUUCCCGGCCGGAGGUCACCUUUUAGCGUUUCUGUCUUGCCUUGAAAACGGUCUCCUGCCCCACGGUCAGUUAGAUCCACCCCUUUGGUCACAACGAGGGAAAGGAAAAGUUUUCCCAAAACUGAGGAGGAAAGGACGUAUCUUGUCUCAAAAGACUGAAGUGCCCGAAGAGGAAUCCUCCGACUAUGUCUUUCAGAUCAUUAGCAAAACUAGACAUGAGGAUUUCUUGUCCGCUAGUAAAGAAUUCAUCGAUGCAAAGCAUUGGUUCAGCAGCAGCAACAAGCAUGUUUCGCCUCGAGCCAGAGCCCACUUAAUUUCAUCAUCGACAAACAGUUCCUCGAGUUCAUGUAAAUCACUGAGCAUCGAGCCGGGCGGAAACGGGAUGGAACCGGUUUCUCCGCCUCCGUCCCUCAGCUCGGACCUCAACAACGAAGAUUGUAAAUUAGAAAUCGAAAACCCAAAAUCUAGUCCAGGUGAAACGAUUCAGUUAGUGUGUGAAACGAUGAAACGACAAAUUAUCUCUAGAGCGUUUUACGGCUGGCUGGCGUACUGUCGACACCUGUGCACUGUCAGAACUCAUCUGUCUGGACUUGUAAACGCAGCAAUAAUUUCUGGAGAGGGAGCUGAGAAUGGCCUAACGACUGAAAAGUGGGCGGAGCUCAUGAAAGAUGACGGCAAAGAUAGCCAAACAGAAGUCUUCCGAUUAGCGUAUUACGGUGGGGUAGCACAUGAUAUUAGGAAAGAGGUGUGGCCUUAUUUGUUGGGUCAUUAUACAUUUGGAAGCUCAGCAGAAGAGCGCGAGCAGCUAGAUGAGACAACGAAACAUAGCUACGAAACAACCAUGUCCGAAUGGCUGGCAGUCGGAGCGAUUAUCAGACAACGAGACAAAGAAAUCGUGGCAGCAAGUUUAGCCAAACUUUCUAGUGAAAGUACCUCAGGUGAACAACCUCCGCCCACCCCCGCUUUGGCGCAAGAGCUCAGUAAUGAUGUGUUCGAGGACAACAUUAGCCUUUCAGAUGAUGACCCUCCAAUAGUAGACGACUACGAAGGCGAAAACGAGAAUGAAAACGAAGGCGAAGGAGAGGAUGAGCAAAAGAAAAAGAAAGUUGUCGCUACGAAAUGUCCUCCCAACUCCCUUGAAAAACACUCUUCAUCUGACAACACUGAAAUUCUCCAGUCUUCCUCUACCCUGCCUACUUUGGAAAAAGUUGUAGAAAUAAUGAACAACAAGAUGGACAAGAGGCAUUCAGCUCCUUGCGGUGGGAAUAUUGGACAUUUAUCUGUUCUCACGGGCAACGGAGCAGUUCCGCGAUCAGUUUCUCCGGAUGAGGGCAUGGGAGACGAGGCAGACAUAGAGGACGAGGAAGAAGACAAAUCGAGUGAUCCAUCGAAACAAAAUGGUCAAUCUCAGGAUCAAAAUCUCAUCACAGAUAACUCUCAGACGAUUACGAAGCCGAUGUCUGUCGUUGUUACUUCCAAUCAGUCGGUCGACAGCGGAAAUCACUCCGAAACGUUGAAUGGAGGUUCCCUGUCUCAACCGAUAGUGGAGGCGAGUGAGAAUGAGGUUCAAGAAAACAUGUUGGCUGUUUGCACGGGUGACGAAGACGGGGAAGGAGGCGCUUCUGGACAAAGAUCUGCUUGCAUCUCUCCGGCCAGCUCACAGGGCGGAGUUUAUUCAUCGGAGCUAAUCGAGACCUUUGGUUUGAACAUUCAUCGCAUUGAUAAGGAUGUUGAUAGGUGCGAUCGAAAUUAUUGGUACUUCACACCCGACAAUUUGGAAAAGCUCAGAAAUGUCAUGUGCACGUAUGUUUGGGAGCACUUGGACGUUGGAUACAUGCAGGGCAUGUGCGACCUCGUAGCUCCUUUACUCGUCAUAUUUGACAAUGAAUCCAUGACUUACGCUUGUUUUUGCAAAUUGAUGGACCGCAUGGGAGCCAAUUUCCCCCACAGCGGAGGCACCAUGGACACACAUUUUGCCAACAUGAGGUCUUUGAUUCAGAUUCUUGAUUCCGAAAUGUUUGAAUUGAUGCAUCAAAACGGAGACUACACUCAUUUUUACUUCUGCUAUCGGUGGUUCCUCCUUGACUUUAAACGAGAACUGGUUUAUGAGGAUGUUUUCACUGUGUGGGAGACAAUCUGGGCAGCAAAACUGAUUUCAUCAGCACACUUCAUGCUAUUUAUUGCUCUGUCGUUGGUGGAGACGUACAGGGAUAUAAUUCUGAGUAACGUUAUGGACUUCACCGACAUUAUUAAAUUCUUUAAUGAAAUGGCCGAGAGACACGACUGCAAAGCUGUCCUAACUCUUGCGCGAGAUCUUGUGCUCCAACUGCAAACUUUGAUUGAAAAUAAGUAAAGAGGAUUGUUCUUUCGCUACCUUUAGUUCUAAAUCUUCCACAUUUUGUCUGUUCAUACCAUCAUAAACACUUUAAUUUGUUCACCUUUGAAAGAACUCAAAGAAAAAAGGGACAUCAAUCUGCUAAGGUUUUUACUGGCAUUUAAAAGAGAAGUUUACAGAGCAAGCUAUUUUUUUUCAAUUCCUAUGUAUUUGUCAAUGGUAAAAUUGACCUACUAAAGCAGUACUUUGAAAAAUAUUGUGUGCAAAGGAAGUACUAGUGACUAUUUUUAAGUUAAAACGAAAAGAUAAAAUCGUUGAUAAGCUAAUAAUAGCAAGAUAAACAACACAAUAUGCAUUAUGGCUCAUCUUCACAUCAAGACUCCCGAUUUGGGUAACACAAAUUGACAUUCUUUGCCUUGCUAAAAUGCAGUUGACGCUAAUUUAAAUUCAUACCUGAUAGGAGUCAUUUUGCUAUUUUCUACACCUCACUUUACUAUUUCUAUUUUUCGAAAUGCACCCAUUGUUUUUUUUUUGGUAACUCAAGGCCUAUUAAUCAGAGCCGCUGAUCUUUUUAUACUUAAUUCUAUUUGAAAAAGAAGAAUGCAAUAUCCGUCACUAUUUUUAAGUUCAUUGCUCAUAAUUAGAGUGCACUUUUAUCAAUAUUUUGACUUGCGUCAAUUACCUCUCAACUCCACUGGUCCCAAUAAAAAUAGACAACUUUUCAAACUCAGCCUCUGACAAAUGAAAAGAUGUAACGUUAUUUUUUGAAUGAUUUGGUUAUUGUAAACAAAAAGUUUUGGGCUUACAAAAAUUCUGAUUUUAUUUGAUUAAAGUUGUAAGUUCAACUUUCCUCAUGAUGCAGCGACUAAGGGUUUCACAUUAUGAAGACAUUCCUGUUUUACCUAUUUUUUCUUAAGAGUUAUAAUUUAUAUUUUGUUAUUAUAUAUGUGUAAGUUGUACGUGUUGAUGAAUCAAAAUUUUAAUUUUCAAUUGUUAUUAUUUUUAAUGCUAAGACUUUAAGAAGGUUUAAUCUUGUUUUGUUAAAAAAAAAAAAAAACCAAAGAUGCUAUCUUUAUAAGUAUACAUGUUAAUAUAAUUGUGGAAUUAUCA